GAGUAUGUUUCAAGCAACAGACCCCACAUGUUGGAGACCUGGGGUUUAAUGUUUCAGAGCUACCAUAAAUUUCACAUUUUUAGUUUUUCAAGGUUCUUGACAGAUGGGUCUUGCACUUCGUGAUUCUUUGAGGCAUUAUAAUACAUAUAAAAUGAAGAUUUAAUAAGGAAAAAAACUGGGGUUUCCUUGGUUUAUACUCCAUUUUUUUACUUUAUUGGGGUUUUGCAUUUUUGUUUCUUAUCUGGCACGUUGGGUUCGAUUUUGGAUUCUUCUGGUGGUUAAAGAAAGAUGAAAGUACCGUUUAUAUCAGAAAAACUGGCUUAUUUUUGGAGGAGUUGACCUAAAUUUGGUGUCUGAUUAGUAAAUUAAAUAGUUUCUGUGAGCCAUUCUGUGGACCGAGAUUCUGGGUCUUUUUUUCAAAUGGGCAUGUCCGGUGGAGUGGUUUCAGGGACAAAGCAAAGCUUCAAGAGGAUUUGUUGAGUAUUUUGUUGGAUUAAAUCAAAUUAUUAAUGGUAGACAUGCUUCAUAAUUCUUAUUCUUCGAUUUGUAGUUGAAGUAUUCAGGAUUUGGAUUAGGCAGUUGUUGUGGGUUUUCUCGUGAGGGAAAAGAGCAUUUGGGUGUUUUUGUUUCAAAGAUCUGAGUGAAAAUUGGGGCUUUGAUUUGGAUCUGCAUGAAAUUGAGUUGCAUUGGUGUUAAAAGAAAAGUUUUAGCAUAGAGAGAUUUUGUUCUGCUUGAAGUCGUAUUGCAGAAAUAGAGUAUUCAUCAAUUCGCAGAAAUGGCCUGUAUGAAAUUAGGAUCCAAAACUGAUGCAUUUCAGAGACAAGGACAGGCCUGGUUCUGCACAACUGGUCUACCAAGUGAUAUAGUUGUCGAAGUUGAGGAGAUGUCCUUCCAUCUCCACAAGUUUCCACUGCUUUCAAGAAGUGGUGUUAUGGAAAGAAUGAUUGCAGAAGCAUCUGAGGAUGAAGAAGGAUGUAUCAUUAAACUCUCUGACGUUCCUGGUGGGGCUAAGACAUUUGAACUUGUAGCAAAAUUUUGCUAUGGGGUAAAACUUGAACUGACUGCUGCGAAUGUGGUACAACUUGGAUGUGCGGCCAAGCAUCUUGAAAUGAUCGAAGAGCAUGGGGAAGGCAAUCUUAUUUCUCAGACCGAAGUCUUUCUCAAUCAGGUGGUUUUGCGAAAUUGGAAAGACACUUUGAAAGCACUCCAAAGCUGUGAAGAUGUUCUCCCGUAUGCCGAAGAACUUCAAUUUCCCAAAAAGUUAAUCGAGUCUUUGGCUGCGAAAGCAUGUACUGACCCAAAUCUAUUUGGUUGGCCUGUCAUGGAGCAUGGGGGGCCCAUGCAGAGUCCUGGGGGAAGUGUAUUGUGGAACGGAAUCAGCACAGGUGCACGACCAAAAAGUUCAAGUUUAGAUUGGUGGUAUGAGGAUGCAUCAACUUUGAGUUUACCGCUAUACAAAAGGUUGAUUUCUGCCAUGGAAUCUCGAGGCUUAAAACAGGAAAUAAUUGCUGGCUCCAUGAAUGUUUAUGCAAAAAAGUACAUACCAGGGUUAAACAGACGACAGGGUUCCAGCGAAUCUAGUAGCCGUCUUGCACCAGUGAGUUCAGGAAUCUCACUUUCAGAAGAGGAUCAGAAGCUUUUGAUUGAAGAGAUUGAUCACUUACUUCCCAUUCAGAAGGGUCUAAUCCCAACAAAAUUUCUAUUUGGUCUACUUAGGACAGCCAAGAUUCUUCGAGCAAAUCCUUCUUGCCUAUCAACCUUAGAGAAGAGGAUAGGAAUGCAACUCGAUCAGGCAACUCUUGAGGAUCUGUUGAUGCCUAAUUUUUCUUAUUCCAUGGAGACUCUGUAUGAUGUAGACUGCGUACAGAGGAUUCUUGACCAUUUCUUGGUCAUGGAUCAGGUGGUUGGCAGUGCAUCGCCAGGCUCAGUUGAUGACGCCCAGCUAAUGGAAUCACCAUCACUGACACCGAUCACGAUGGUAGCCAAGCUAAUUGAUGGGUACCUUGCGGAGGUUGCCCCAGAUGUUAAUGUGAAGCUUCCCAAGUUUCAGUCCCUUGCCGCUGCUGUUCCUGAGUAUGCACGGCCCUUGGAUGAUGGUCUUUAUCGGGCAAUUGACAUUUAUCUCAAGUCUCAUCCAUGGUUGGCAGAGACAGAUAGAGAACAACUCUGCAGGCUGAUGGAUUGCCAAAAACUCUCUUUGGAAGCGUGUACCCAUGCAGCGCAGAAUGAGAGGCUGCCUUUGAGAAUAAUAGUCCAAGUCCUCUUCUUUGAGCAGCUCCAGUUAAGGACUUCAAUUGCUGGUUGCUUGAUGGUCUCGGACAAUCUUGAUGGGUCGAGACAGUUGAGAAGCGGCCUGAUUGGCCAAAACGAUGGAGGAUGGACCACAGCUGUGCGGGAAAACCAGGUCCUGAAAGUCGGAAUGGAUAACAUGAGGAUGAGGGUUUCUGAGCUUGAGAAAGAGUGUUCCAACAUGAGGCAAGAGAUCGAGAAGUUGGGUCAAGUAAAAGGAUCAAGCACGUGGGGAAAUGUCUCCAAAAAGUUUGGCUUUAGACUCAAGUCUCAAAUGUGCAGUGCUCAAGAGGGAUCCGUCAGUAAGCAGAACAAUCGAAGUGUGCAAAGUGAAAAGUCGAAAGAUCAACAUAGGGGAAAGCACAAGAAAAAUUUAUCUUCAGAAGAAUAACCACUCUUCAUCUUCUAUUUUUAAAAUUUUAUUUGGCAAAUUCUGUUUUUAGAUCAGGACUGGAUAUUAUGUUUCCUUGUUUGUGUUAUACUACUCUGUUUUGAUUCAUCUUCGCGAUUCCGCGUCUUGUAACAUAAAUAGAUUGCACUUGCAAUUGUUUAGUUUUUCUGAAAUUGUGAAAGGUAAAGUAUUUGUCCCGAAAA
This is a messenger RNA of Olea europaea var. sylvestris, 2883 nucleotides long. RefSeq names its product BTB/POZ domain-containing protein At1g30440-like. The transcript has 4 exons. NCBI's taxonomy places the organism in Eukaryota, Viridiplantae, Streptophyta, Magnoliopsida, Lamiales, Oleaceae. The coding region runs from base 776 to 2680 and encodes 634 amino acids. The record is from RefSeq and is a predicted model, not a curated record. Gene Ontology annotation, molecular function: protein binding.